Owenia fusiformis is the source of this 1194-nucleotide messenger RNA. The record is from the annotation of a GenBank genome assembly. Lineage: Eukaryota; Metazoa; Annelida; Polychaeta; Sabellida; Oweniidae.
CAAUAACAUAUGUGGUUUGUGUAGUCUAUAUAUGUGUGUACAUGAGUCUCACAUGUGAUACUACAUCUUAUUCCAUAAAUGUGCUCUCACAUUCGCUGCAAGAUCGUACACUUCGUGCUGUUGUAGUAUAAUGUCAGCAUACAUUGUGUGACCCUUUGAGCCAUUGGAAUGUUAAUAAAGAGAUACUGCUGGUUUAUUUUCAAGUAGUUGUGAACUUUUGGAUUCAUGGGUGAUAGUCCAUUCGGAUGUCACUAAUCUCAGGUUGUAUAUAAACACAUUUAUUUUCAUAUUUCAUGCAUACACCUUAUAACUACUGAGGAUAACAUAUACUAAGAAAUUUAAACUAGAUAAUAAAGUCAAAUAAAUAUGAAGAUUCUACUGAUUUUGGCUGUGGUAGGACUUUCUGAGGGGUUCUUUUUUGGAAAACGUCCCGACUGGGGAGAUUUAAGAGUAAGGUUUGGCACACCAAUUAGUGAUUUCCGGACUCAACCAAGAACUGUACAAGAAGCUAGGGCCCAGGGGUUUACACCCGUGGGAGGUUGUUCAGCCAGCAAUGGGUACAUGGGCACACGAUAUGUGAAGAAUGGCAACACUGCUGUCAUGCUGUUGUUUGACAAGAAUGGCUUCAUUGCUGGUAUACAAGCUGGGCUACCAAAGAACCUUCCUAACGGAUAUCCAGACAGAAGUAGCCACCGCGACCUGUUCAUCAGCGAAGGAUCUAAAUAUGUGAUAACCGCUUACUUUACAAAUCCAGAGAAAAUCUGCAGCGAAGGAAGGUCAAGCAAUCAGUUUGACACCGAAGGUACAGGAAAUGGACUAUUUAUCCAAAGUGGUGCUAACCCAGUCAGAGAUUUCAUCACAAUUCCUAUGACAGAAUCAGCGAUAGCUAGAACCAAAUGGACCAAAGGGAAAUGUUUCUAUUGGAUGGGUCGUCAUUACUGGUACGAUGUUACAUCGAACAUGGAUUGCAAAGACUUCUUCCCAAUGUUUCUGCUCUACAACAGUGGCAAACUAGAUGGCUUUGGCUGGGCCUUUGGUGCUGAUCUUAGUGAGGAAGUAUGGGAGCAUCCAUCGGCAUCUACCUUCAACUUAGGGUUAUUCAUUGAUCCUGUUCCUAGAUGUCUCGUCAGCACCACCACCAGGCUCUCCACCCUCCAUGUGUACAUGUCCAACCCAUACUCCAACUUCUGCUAG